AUGUGGGGUAACUCUGAGGAGAGAGGACACUCUGUACGGGAAGAUCGCCCUGCAGGUAGUGGUCCCUCUAUCAAAAGCCAUCCUGCAGAGGAGAGUCCUUCAUCUGAGAAGGAUAACUCUGUAAAGAGAGGACCAUUUCCUGGGAAAGAUCACCGCACAAGGAGUCUUCGCCUCAGAAAUAGUUAUCCUGCAGAAGAGGGUUACUCAUUUGAGUGGGGUAGCUCUGAGGAGAGAGGGCCUUCUGCAUGUGAAGAUCGCCCUGCAGGUAGUGUUUGCACCAUCAAAAGCCUCCCUGCAAAGGAGAGUCCUUCGUCUGAGAAUGAUAACUCUGUAAAGAGAGGACCAUCUCCUGGGAAAGAUCACCGCACAAGGAGGCUUAGCUUCGGAAAAAGGUACCCUGAAGAAGAGCGAUACUCAUUUGAGUGGGGUAGCUCUGAGGAGAGAGGACACUCUGCACAUGAAAAUCUCCCUGCAGGGAGAGGUCACCUCAUCAAAGGCUGUCCUGCAGAGGAAAGUCAUCCAUCUAAGAAGGAUACCUCUUCAAAGAGAGGACCCUCUCCUGGAAAAGAUCACCCCACAGGGAGAGGUAAGCCUCCGAAGAAAAGGCGCCCUGCAGAGGAGGGUCUGUCAGUGGACAGGGCUAACUCAGCAGCAAGAAGACCCUUUGUAGGAGAAGAUCGUCCUACAGGGAGUGAUCACCCCAUUAAUAGCCACUCUGCUGGCAAGCGUCAUUCAUCCGAGAAGGGUAACUCUGCACAUGAAGAACCCUCUUCUGGGACAGAUUGCUGCAUAAGGCGGCAUCGCCUCAGAAAAAGUUGUCCUGCAGAGGAGGGUUACUCAUUCAUGUGGGGUAACUCUGAGGAAAGAGGACACUCAGUACGGGAAGAUCGCCCUGCAGGUAGUGGUCCCUCUAUCAAAAGCCAUCCUGCAGAGGAGAGUCCUUCAUCUGAGAAGGAUAACUCUGUAAAGAGAGGACCAUCUCCUGGGAAAGAUCACCGCACUAGGAGGCUUCGCCUCAGAAAAAGAUACCCUGAAGAAGAGGGUUACUCUUUUGAGUUGAGUAGCUCUGAGGAGAGAGGACACUCUGCACAGGAAAAUCGCACUGCAGGGAGAGGUCACCUCAUCAAAAGCUGCCCGGCAGAGGAAAGCCAUUCAUCUAAGAAGGAUAACUCUCCUGGAAAAGAUCACCCCACAGGGAUAGGUAAGCCUCCGAAGAAAAGCAGCCCUGCAGAAGAGGGUCUGUCAGUGGACAGGGCUCAAUUGGCAGCAAGAGGACCCUUUGUAGGUGAAGAUCGCCCUACAGGGAGAGGUCCGCUUCAGAAGAAAAGCUGCCCUGCAGAGGAGUGUCACUCAGAUGAAAGGGGUAGCUCUGCAGCAGGAAGACCCUUUGCAGGUGAAGAUGGCCCUGCAGGGAGAGGUCAGCCUCUGGAGAAAAGCCUCCUUGCAGAGGAGGGUCGCUCAUAUGAAAAGAGAAGCUCGGCAGCAGGAAGACCCUUCGCAGGUGAAGAUCGCCCUGCAGGGAGUAGUCAGCCUAUCAAAACCUACUGGGCCAAAGAGGGUCAUUCAUCUGAGAGCAGUAUCCCUGCGAAGAGAGGACCCUCUCCCGGAAAAGAGGGUCAUGUAGAUGAAAGGGCCAAUUAUGCUGAGAUAGGAUCCUUUGCAGCAAAAGAAUGCCCCACAGGAAGUGGUCAGGCUCCAAAGAAAAUCUGCCCUGCAGAGGAGGGUAACCCAGGUGAAAGGGGUAACUCUGCAGGGGGAGGACCCUCUGCAGGGAAGGAUGGCCCCACAGGGAGAGGUCAGCCUUCAAAGAAGAGCUGCCCUGAGGAGGAGGGUCGCUCACUGGAUAGGGGUAACUAUGUGCAGAGAGAACCCUCUGCAGGGAAAGAUGAUCCCAUGGGGAUACAUAGGGCUCCAAAGAAAAGCCAACAUGCAGAGAAACAUCUAUCUGCCCUGGGAAGCUACUCUCCCCAAACAAGUCAUCCUGCAGAGAAAAGUCUAUCUUCCCAGAGUGUCUGCUCUGCAGAGAAAGUGAACACAGGGGAGAGAGGUCACUUUGUUGAGAAAGAAUGCCCUGCAGAGAGAGAACUCUCUGUUGAGAAAGGUGAGACAGAAAAGAAAGUCAUCUGUUUUGUGAAAGUUCAUUCUGAGGAGAAAGAUCAGUCCUCCCAAAGCAGCUACACUGCUGAGAAAGGUAACAGAGUAGAGAGCGGGUACCCUGUCGGGAAAGGUCAUCACUCCAUGGAAAAAAGCUUUCCUGUGGAGAAACCCUCUUCUUCAGGAUCUGCACUUUACAUGCCAGUGCCAAAGAACAUGCUGAAUAUUCAAGAAAACAGAGUUGGCAGUGGUACCAGCACAGGAAGGUGA
Messenger RNA from Microtus oregoni (creeping vole), 2364 nucleotides. Its product is annotated as collagen alpha-1(III) chain-like. NCBI's taxonomy places the organism in Eukaryota, Metazoa, Chordata, Mammalia, Rodentia, Cricetidae. The coding region runs from base 1 to 2364 and encodes 787 amino acids. The record is from RefSeq and is a predicted model, not a curated record. The transcript is spliced from 2 exons.